AUGGCGGCGUGGCCGGUGGUGCUCAGGAUGCACGUGGACGACUCAGUGUGCGCGAAGAAGACCAGGAAGGCCGUCGAGAAGCUCCGUGGGGUGGAGAGCGUGUGGGCGUCGCCGGAGCAGGGCCUGGUGGUGGUGCACGGGACGGCGGACGCGUGGGCGCUCAGGCGGCGCAUCUGGCGCAAGAUGAAGAGGCGAGCCGAGGUCGUCAGCGACGGCUCGGCGCCUUACCAUUACCCCGGGACGACAGCCGCGCCGCAAUACGGCCCGUCGCAAGCGUACCUCGGCUGGGGCGCGCCGCCGCCGCACGCCUACUACUCCCACCCGCAGCCACCGCCGCACGCCUACUACUCCCACCCACCGCCGCCGGGGUAUACCCCCCAGCGCAAACCCUCCAAAGCCCACGCCAACUCGCUUGCGUUAUCCAGCCCAGCCCACAGCGCAGCCCCGUCCUCCGACCGAAAACCCGAGUGA
This is a messenger RNA of Lolium perenne, 471 nucleotides long. NCBI's taxonomy places the organism in Eukaryota, Viridiplantae, Streptophyta, Magnoliopsida, Poales, Poaceae. The record is from RefSeq and is a predicted model, not a curated record.